GGGGGGAAGAAACUGUUUGAGGGCAGGUUACCCCCCCUCUCCUCCCCCUCCCUCCCCCAAAUAAGCCCGGCGCUCCGAGCCUGGGGAAACCUCAGUCCCUUUCUGCUCGCAUCCGUCACCGCGCGCGCUUUCCCGCCCUCCUCCGGGCCGAGCGAAGUUCGCCUCUCGCCCCCUCCCAGCAGCGAGCUUUGGGGGAUGCCUGCCGGCAUGUUCAGCAUCGACAACAUCCUGGCGGCCAGACCCCGCUGCAAGGAGUCGGUGCUGCUCCAACAGCCGCCGCCGCCUCCGCCGCAGAACGCGCCGCCCGUGGUCUUCUCGGCCAGCCUGCACGGCGGGGACUCCCUCUACGCCUCGGCCGCCGCAAGCGACUAUGGAGGAUAUUACUCGCGGGCGGUGGCUCCGGCUUCCAACUUGCCCGCCCUCGGUGGAUCUAGGCUGGGAGGCUACGGCAACUAUUACUACGGGCAGCUCCACGUCCAAGCGUCCGCCGUUGGCCCUUCUUGCUGCGGCGCCAUGCAGCCCUUGGGCGCUCAGCAAUGCUCCUGCGUCCCAGCAACAGGCUACGAAGGCACCGGGUCAGUCCUGAUGUCGCCGGUGCCCCAUCAAAUGCUGCCGUAUAUGAACGUGGGCACCUUGUCACGGACAGAGUUGCAGCUCCUGAACCAGCUCCACUGCCGCCGGAAAAGGAGGCACCGGACCAUCUUCACCGACGAACAGCUGGAGGCUCUGGAAAACCUCUUCCAAGAAACCAAAUACCCAGAUGUGGGCACCAGGGAACAGCUGGCCAGGAGGGUGCAUUUGCGGGAAGAGAAAGUGGAGGUUUGGUUCAAGAACCGCCGGGCUAAAUGGAGGAGACAAAAGAGGUCAUCUUCAGAGGAGUCAGAAAAUACCCAGAAGUGGAAUAAAGCUUCCAAGACAUCCCCUGAGAAGCGACAAGAAGAAAGCAAAAGCGAUUUGGACUCCGAUAGCUGAUAGCUUUUCCCUUCCAGCGCCCCCAAGGAUAAAUUGCCUGUUAGCUUGUCCGGCGGGAUGGACUAUCUGCUGGUACGACUUGCACGGAGAAGAGGUCUAACACUUAUUGCACAGACACUGCCUUUGAAGGAGGACGGAAAGAGGGACCGUAUAUCUAUGUGUGCGUGUGUGUGUGCGUGCGUGCGUGCGUGUAUCUGUAUAUAAUGUACAAGACGACCCUGGGAGCGAUCCUUUUUAAAUAAAACGUGUUGCGGAGGUGUUGCACAGGUGGAUGGAUGACGGGCACCUUUGUUUUGCUUGGCUCUUUUCUGACAGAUUCCCUUUCCACAGCGGCAACGCGAAAGGAUCACAGGCUGGGGCGGGGCGCACGUCUUGUUUAGUCUAGGGGCCUGAGCAGCUCUUUUUGUUUGGUUUGGUUUAAAUUGUUUUGUCUGAUUAGGUAAAAAGAAAGAAAGAAAAGAACUGGGGCGGGGAGAAUGUAGAACUGGAAGCAAAAGCUAUGCUAUUUGUUAUUGAUUAUUGACCUCUAGCCUCAGUC
Molecule: messenger RNA, 1510 nt
Organism: Rhineura floridana
Lineage: Eukaryota; Metazoa; Chordata; Lepidosauria; Squamata; Rhineuridae
Gene: GSC
Product: goosecoid homeobox
Exons: 3
Coding region: 196-972 (258 amino acids)
Biological process (GO): regulation of transcription by RNA polymerase II
Cellular component (GO): nucleus
Molecular function (GO): DNA-binding transcription factor activity, RNA polymerase II-specific; RNA polymerase II cis-regulatory region sequence-specific DNA binding
Source: RefSeq, a predicted model, not a curated record